AUGGACAGGACAGAGAGUACACCCGUGUUUUUGCACGCAGAACUGCUCCCCAACAUCCGCCAAAUCACCCUUUACAUCUCCGUUCCUAUUUCCUCAGAUACGACAGAAGAGAGCUCACUGCAUCUAGACCCAAAGAUUACGCUCUCAGCAUCCCGCCGAGCCAUUACGGUGUCGUUUCCUGGCUUGUCGGAAGAUAGCGCGGAAACGAUCAAACUCCCCGCCCGGGUGAGCGACACGUCGCGGCGGAUGCUAGAUGUUGCUAAGCCGCGUGGUCAGCUUGUUGGGAACGGCGGUCUGUCGCACGAGAAGAGAAUGGAAUUCUCUCUGCGGAUGCCAGUCGACACUGCGGAGGGACCACUGGUUUCCAGGGAAGAAUUGACGGAUGGGUUUGUGCCGUGGACGGCUGGGGACAUGUCUCCUCGCAGCGAGGUGCGGUGCCGGCAAUGCAGUACGGUGUUUUUGAGCUCUGGGGCUCAUAGCUCCUCUGGUGGAAAAGAUACUGCCAUUCCGGGAGCAAAACGUGGCUGGGUGUGGAAAGACCUUCCCAGCGGCAACUGGGCGGAGAUGAUGGAUUUCUGGCAUUGCCACAAGCCUGAUCCGCGCCACAGCCAUGACCAUGGAUCUGAUAGCGGAGAUGUUGGGAUCGUUGAUGACCAGCAAUCCCAGAUCAAAGGAUAUGGAGCGGCAAAUCAGGUGGUGGCAAUUCCCGGGACAGUGCUUGUGGAUGUAGCCACUUUCUUGGUUGCAGAGAUGGACUGUCAAGGUUUAAUAAAGGUAAGGAUAGAUCAGGAUCCAGACACGUCUUCAAAGCUCCAACAACACCCUAUAGAAUGCGGGAAGUGUUCUUCUAUUAUAGGCACGGAAGACCCGGUUGCCCAAGGCUGGAGGCUCUUCAAAACUCAUAUCUCCGUGGUGACGAAGGACGAAGACGGGUCCUUGCAAUGGCGAGCCUAUCCAACAGAGACUAUCGUGGCUGCGCAGCUGCUCGAGCUGGUAGAGAGAGAGAGCGCUAGACGCUUUGUGGUACAUUGCGGACAAGGCCCUGGCUUGCUUCUUUGGACGUUCAACCCCGACCUUCGAUACUCCAGCUCGGGCAGAGAUCGGAGCAUUGCUGCACAGAGAGCAAUGAAAGUACUCUUUCAGCAGAUAUCCGACGUUGAUACUCUUCUGUAUCCAGAGACUGGCAAAGCAACCCCUCUGGCUCUGGAUGAGCUCCGAUUGCCCACGAAAACGUACACGGAUCUCUGUGCGGCUCUGGCCAAGACCAAUACCAUGCUCCCAAUGUCUGCAAGGCUUUUCCAAGACUGGACUGUUGGCCUCCUCGAUAGGUUUGAAAGGACAAACAGCGGCUGAUCUCUUCCGGGGGGGAUCAUUGAUAUACCCUAUUUCCAGGGAGCUGUGGGGUCAGAGAGCCCUUUCAAUGGCCAAGAUGCAGGGAGCACAGAGGGCGAGAGCAACACAACACGUGAGUAUGUUUGUCCUACCUGGACGCUAAGAAAUGAAGUGAAGUGAGAGUACAGGCGCUUUCCUUUCUCUUUGGUUACAGACACGUGCUGUCUUCUGCUCUCUUCGCCCCCCUCACCUAAUAGCGCUAGGCGUUGUUUGAUCUUUCUCACUGCCUCCUCUCUCUUGAAGAAACUUCUUCUCUUCUUUUAACCUGAUUCUUCUUCG
Molecule: messenger RNA, 1671 nt
Organism: Penicilliopsis zonata CBS 506.65
Lineage: Eukaryota; Fungi; Ascomycota; Eurotiomycetes; Eurotiales; Aspergillaceae
Exons: 3
Coding region: 1-1353 (450 amino acids)
Biological process (GO): proteasome-mediated ubiquitin-dependent protein catabolic process; protein monoubiquitination; protein autoubiquitination
Cellular component (GO): nucleus; cytosol; ubiquitin ligase complex
Molecular function (GO): ubiquitin conjugating enzyme binding; cyclin binding; ubiquitin protein ligase activity
Source: RefSeq, a predicted model, not a curated record